CUUACAACCCAACAAAUCAACCUAAACCCUCAGCAUGACAGAGGCAGACCCCAGCAGUCCCCAACGUCUUUCGGAAGACGUCAUGUACGUCCUCUUGGGACACGUCGGCGCCACCGCCAGCCCUUCCGCCCUCACCACCUUUCUGCGUGUCUCCCGCUCCUUCCACAAAAGGCUUAUUCCCUUCCUCUACAAAACACCAAAUCUUACCCAGCGGAACGUCCCCGGCUUCCUCUUCGGGCUCUCUUCUACCGACAAAAUUGAUGACGAUGAGAGGGAACAAUGGUGGCAAGGAGACGUAGCGGACAAAAAGUCGGCUGUUGCGAGAAGGCUGGCUAUGCUGGGACAUGUGCAGUCCUGCGUCUUUGAGGAUUAUGACGCUGUAAUCAUGUGCGAUAUAGCGGUCGUUGAGUUUCUCUCGCAGGGUCGUGACAGCCCGCCCAUUAAAUGGACCGGGCGCCCGUUGCCUCCUUUUCUAUCGUCGCGCUCCCACCUGUUGAGAUAGGGCCCCAUGGCGUGUUAGGGUCCCGUAGAAGUUUUCUUCCAUCCCCUUUUUGUCUACGCCACGUUUCUUGAACUCUAUCUAUUUAUAUCUUUUUCGUCCGCUCUGUCUCCUAUAUAUAUUCCCAUAGCUUAGCUUCUUAAUUCCCCACCAUUCUGGUCAUCUGUGUGUGAUAGAUGUACACUGUGACUGAUACAGGAACUAGGACGUUCUCACCACCCUCGUCCACCUCUCCCACAAAUUUGAGGCUUAGCAAUUCCCGCAUUUGAUGACGAGGAUCUACGGGUCCAGACAUUUCAAUCGAUGCUGGGGCCGUUUGGGGUGCUGUUGAUCCAACAGCCAGCAGAUCUACCGGGACUACAUUAGUUUGACGUGCCAUAUCUGAGACCAAUCUGCCGAAGGGCUGAGCCCCUCGUGCUGGUGAUCAAUGACUACGACAAUAUCAACCUCGCUGGGAUACUAUCUUCCUCCCAACGCGGUAUUGCAAUGCACCUCCGGGGCAGUGUGAACACUCGGUCGAUCGCACACACUGAGCAAGUCGUUGUGUUCUUGUCGUGAAUCUGCCUCAUUCUACAUCUAUACCAAGCUCUCACUGAUGUCAUCCCACUAGAAAGCACAUGAGAGUCAUACGUGAACCCCUCUUCUACAUCAUAUAUAAUUUCAACAUGGAUGAGCAGAUCUAUACGGCCACUCUAACGGUAAACGAGUCAGAAACUUGAUCCUCAACCGUGCUUUCGCGGCAGCCUCCCAAUCGCCUCAAGAGAGGAUCGUGAGGCUGGGGGUCAUCAUGCAAGGCCUUCAGUCGAAUACUGCUACGGUGUAGAGGAUGAGGGAUGAUUUUUUUUGAUAUGAUGAAGAAAGGUCGAGGGACAGAUUAUAUUUUGUUGACUGAAAAGGGCAGUUAGUCCAUCAGCUGCAUCUACUUAAUAUAACAC
Molecule: messenger RNA, 1434 nt
Organism: Cryptococcus amylolentus CBS 6039
Lineage: Eukaryota; Fungi; Basidiomycota; Tremellomycetes; Tremellales; Cryptococcaceae
Exons: 2
Coding region: 35-502 (155 amino acids)
Source: RefSeq, a predicted model, not a curated record